AGCGGUUGUGGAGUGCGUCCUCCGUCGCGUGGAUCAAGCGAUGGACGAACAUCAUAUCAUGUUUUGUGCUCUACUCUUUUCCCUGACACCACAUUAUUGGACUUAGCUACUAUACGGCCAUAUUAUUGCUGUCCUCUGCCCGGUCCCCUGAAGAUGGACGGUUUCUUGAAACCAUCCCGCCCCUCCACUAUUGACAAACGCGUACCAUUGCGACGAGAUGAGUCCACGGAAACGAGAUCCAGCUAUGUCUCUACCACGCCUGGAUCAGGAGCAAGUGAAUGGGAGGAGGAGGAACGGGUGCACAGUCCUGUUCAGCAGGGAGAAACUAAGGAGGUUGAACCUAUGAGCCCCAUAGUCGUCGUCUUGUAUGUUGUGGCAUUCUAUCUAGUGUUUCAAAUCUUGACAAGGCCAGAUGAUGUGGAUCUCUUUUCCAAUCCCACGACGACCAUUCCGCAAUCCCAAUCUCCUAUGGAUAUUCCUCGCUAUCACCUUCCUUACCAACUUCCCCAUAUACCCGGUCCCACUACACCUAUAGAGAACGCUUGUAAAGCCUCAUUGUGGCGUGUUAUCCUUGGAUAUAUGGUCUAUCCAAUCUAUCGGGCCGUGACCAUCAUCGCAACCCCUCUUCCUCUGUCACUGAGCGCGCUGUCUCUUCUAACAAAACUUGUCGCGACAUUACUCUGGCCGUUUAUUUCAUUAGCACAAUUACUCUUCCGCUCCUGCGUCACGUAUCCGUGGAACAUUUGCAUACGCGUAUUGGACCUGCUCUAUCCUGUCUUUGUUUUUGUGGGCGGCAUUCUGGGCGUCGGCUGUUUAAUUGGCGGUAUGGCGGGAUGGAUAGGGAGUGUGUGCAUGAACCGCUAUAUUGAAUGGAAAGAAGGGGAUACGAAGCAAGUCAAAACGAGGGCAAAAAAAAUACGGUCGUCGUCCCGAAGAGUCCACCGCAAGAGACAUUCUAGCGAGUCUCCCAAAACGCGGUCGUAUAUUUCGCAAGUCAAACCUUUGGAUAAUCCCGCGGCCCGACAUCCCAGAAAACCUUCUCUUUCGGGAAGCUCCACCGAACGCCCUCAAUCAUCAGAAGAAAUCUUACAUGAUCCUAUAUCACUAUUAUCUGAGAGGAGUAGAGUUAAACCCGCUCGCUGGGAAGAGAAAGGGUUGGGGACAGCCAGGGAGAGGGUCGUUGUGGGAAUACGGAAGAGAGGCAGGCGUGGUUAGUACUUGUGGAUGACAUUACGUUGUAUCGUGUAUCAGUUUUCCACUUGCAAUACACAUGAG
Molecule: messenger RNA, 1275 nt
Organism: Cryptococcus deneoformans JEC21
Lineage: Eukaryota; Fungi; Basidiomycota; Tremellomycetes; Tremellales; Cryptococcaceae
Exons: 2
Coding region: 154-1215 (353 amino acids)
Source: RefSeq, a predicted model, not a curated record